Molecule: messenger RNA, 1575 nt
Organism: Triticum turgidum subsp. durum (durum wheat)
Lineage: Eukaryota; Viridiplantae; Streptophyta; Magnoliopsida; Poales; Poaceae
Source: the annotation of a GenBank genome assembly
AUGGAGACUUGGUGGCCGCAAUGCGGGCUUCAUCUCGCGCUGCUUCUAACUGCGCUGAUCCUCUAUCGCGCUAUCUCAUCACGGCGUUAUGGUCUCCGACCCCUCCCGCUCCCUCCGGGGCCGCGGGUGCUGCCGUUCGUCGGCAACAUCUUCUACACGAGAGACAUGACGCACCGAGGCCUGGCACGGCUGUCCGCGCGCUACGGCGGUCUCCUUCACCUCCGCGUUGGCCGCCUGAGCACCGUGGUCGUGUCGACGCCGGAGAUGGCCCGUCUGGUGCUCCAGGUGAACGACCGCGCCUUCGCCAACCGCCCCGCCAGCGCGCCCAUAGCCUACCUCACCUACGGCCGCGCGGACAUGGUGUUCGCGCAGUACGGGCCCUUCUGGCGCGAGAUGCGGAAGCUGUGCGUCCACAAGCUCUUCAGCCACCGUCGGGCCAAGUCGUGGGCCGCCGUCCACGACGAGGUCAACGACCUGAUCCGCCACGUUGCCAGGUACACUGGCUCCGUCGUCAAUCUCGGCGAGCUCGUGUUCAACAUGUCGAUGAACAUCACGCUCCGGGCAGCGCUGGGCAUGCGGAACGAGGGUGAGGACGCUGCCGAGUUCGUGGCCAUAGUGCAGGAAUUCGCCGAGCUGUUCGCGGUGUCCAACUCCACCCUUGCGGACUACGUGCCAUGGGUGGCGCGGCUGGAUUUGCAUGGGAUCAACAGGAGGAUGGUGGCGGCACGGGCUGCGCUGGACCGGUUCAUCGACCGUGCCAUCGACGAGCACCUCGCGCACCCGAAGCCGGUCGAUGCCGCGGACGCCGACAUGGUGGACGGCAUGCUGGCUUUCCUCGUGGACAUGCCCGGGUCUGCCGACAGGGUGAGCACCGACUCCAGUGCUCAUGGUCAUGGGUCGACGCUUCGUCUCACCAGGGACAACAUCAAGGCCACCAUUAUGGAUGUGAUGAUCGGUGGGACAGGACCAGUAGCGAUGAUAAUUGAGUGGUUAAUGUCGGAGCUGCUGAGGGACCCGGAGGAAAUGAAGCGGGUGCAGAACGAGCUGGCCGUGGUGGUUGGGCUGCACCGCCAGGUCGCGGCGGGCGACCUGGGCGAGCUCCCUUACCUGAGGUGCGCGGUGAAGGAGACCCUCCGCGUGCACCCGCCCGGCCCGCUCCUCCAGCACGAGGCCGCCGAGGACUGCGACGUCGCCGGCUGGCGCAUCCCCAAGAACACCCGCGUCCUGAUCAACGUGUGGGCGAUCGGGCGAGACGCCGAGGCCUGGAAGGACGCCGGGGCGUUCAGGCCGUCCCGGUUCGACGCGGGCGGGGACGAGGCAGAGACGGACUACCGGGGCGGCCACUUCCACCUCCUGCCGUUCGGCGCGGGGCGGAGGUCGUGCCCCGCCAUGCAGCUCGGAAUGCACGCGGUGGAAAUGGCGCUGGCGCGGCUGCUGCAUGGCUUCGAGUGGAGCCUGCCGAGCGGGAUGGCGCCGGGGGACCUUGACAUGGAAGAGGCAUACGGCGCCACCGCUCCACGGGCCGUGCGGUUGUGCGCAGUGCCGCUGCCCCGUCUUAGCUGCCCAGUGGUCUAG